AAGAAGAAGAACAAGAAGAAGAAGGGCUGUUUGCGUUUAGUUGGACUGUGCGUCGAAACGUCGGAACGCUCAGACGGGACUCUCGAAUCGCCUGCUUGGGUGAAAACCGCCUCAUCUCUGCGCCUCUGUGCCGGUGUAUCUCCCCCCCUCGGCGGGUCAAAAACUGGGUUCGGGGAGUGCCGCUCCUCGGAGGCUAAACUUGAUCAAUCUGAGCGCCUGGGUUGACAGAGGAUAGACGCCAUUUAGCUGUCCCUGGUCAAUGUGAUACAAACAACGGAUACCUUCGACUGAAAGCGGAUCAGCAAGAGUCUAGGCGGCGGAGCAAAGCACACCAUUAGCAGAGGAAAAUGAGUGAACUGGAUCAGCUACGCCAGGAGGCUGAGCAACUCAAGAACCAGAUCAGAGAUGCCAGGAAAGCGUGUGCAGAUGCUACCCUGUCUCAGAUCACAGCUAACAUUGACCCCGUUGGACGAAUUCAGAUGCGCACUAGACGAACACUGAGGGGGCAUCUGGCUAAAAUCUAUGCCAUGCACUGGGGAACUGACUCAAGGCUUUUGGUCAGUGCUUCCCAGGAUGGCAAACUCAUUAUUUGGGACAGCUACACCACAAACAAGGUUCAUGCUAUCCCGUUGCGCUCCUCCUGGGUGAUGACGUGCGCCUACGCCCCUUCUGGGAACUAUGUUGCCUGUGGUGGCCUGGACAACAUCUGCUCCAUCUACAACCUGAAGACCCGUGAAGGAAACGUGCGCGUCAGCCGUGAGCUGGCUGGACACACAGGUUACUUGUCCUGCUGUCGUUUUCUGGAUGACAACCAGAUUGUCACUAGCUCUGGAGACACCACCUGUGCUCUGUGGGACAUCGAGACCGGUCAGCAGACAACUACGUUUGCCGGUCACACCGGCGAUGUGAUGAGUCUCUCUCUGGCGCCCGACACCAGGCUGUUUGUGUCUGGAGCCUGCGAUGCCUCGGCCAAGCUCUGGGACAUCAGAGAAGGAAUGUGCCGACAGACCUUCACUGGCCACGAGUCAGACAUCAACGCCAUCUGUUUCUUCCCCAAUGGCAACGCUUUUGCCACGGGCUCAGACGACGCUACCUGCAGGCUGUUCGACCUGCGUGCUGACCAGGAGCUGAUGGUUUACUCACACGACAAUAUCAUCUGCGGCAUCACCUCUGUAGCAUUCUCCAAGAGCGGCCGCCUACUCCUGGCUGGAUACGACGAUUUCAACUGCAACGUCUGGGACACGUUGAAGGGCGACCGCGCAGGUGUCCUGGCCGGUCACGAUAACCGAGUGAGCUGCUUGGGUGUGACCGACGACGGCAUGGCAGUGGCAACAGGGUCCUGGGACAGCUUCCUCAAGAUCUGGAACUAGAAUUUGAAGAUGGCAUCCAGACUCCAAAGUUGAGUGCAAGACCAUUCCAACAUCACAAUGUUCAAUUUUAUUGCAUAUCCAAUCUUUUUGAGAAACACCAUGAUACUGACUCCAAACACACACCCUCUCCAAAACAACAACAACAACAAAAAAAAAACUAUCAAGGGCAAAAAUUCUCUCCUCCUGUCUCUUUCUCAUUUUAAAAGAGCACAACUGUUUGCUACUCAUUCAGCUCAAACAAAAAGGACAAAACCGAGAAAAAAAAGUUUAAGGAAUUUAGUGGUUUCAAAGUGGACCGGAGGGGAAAAAAUGUGCAUUCCUCCUACAGUGGUCUGGGAUUGUAAUUAGUGGAAAAAUAACUAAAAAAAAACCAUGUCCCCACCCUACCACUGCUUCAUUACAAAUGUGUCCUGCGUCCUCAUUAUGCACAGGUCUGAGUGAAGGUUAUUACACGACAGUGAUCUAACUCUUAAUAGCUUUUUGACCAUGUUUAUUUUUGUUUUGUUUUUUUUCUCUGUUUUCAUGAUGAUACUUUGUUGACGAGAGAUAGAUCAGUUAACUGUCAGUUAAUGCUUAUAAUGAGGAUCAAAGCUUUGUUUUGUUUUCUAGUCUUUACACGUUUUAGAGAAUUGUUUUUUGGUAGAAAAAAUAAAUCAAAUCUCCAGAUCGUGACCUUUUUAUUUUUCUUUUUUUUUUUUUUUUUUUUUAAGUCCAGCUUUAUCCCACCAGAGAACAAAGUGAGAGAAUUCAGCUUCAACAGGGAGUCCUCGAGCCACAUCUGGCCCUUCUGUAUAUUUAGCUCCAUGAUACUUUACUGUUUUUCUUUUUUCCAGUGUAGUCCACAAGAUCUUUGUUUGCACAAAAUUAAACUUUGCAUAUAUAGGAUAUUGUCUAAAGAAAAAAAAAGUUAACUAACCAAGCACAUGCUGUUUAUGAAAAUGAAUGCUCGUUUUUAAAACGAAAGAGAAAAAAAACACAUUUUAACCAUUCUUACACCUUUCUGUCUGGUAACAGUGUAGAAUAAUUAAAUGAAGAUUAACCCAUCGGGUCAUAAUCCACCCUGCCCCCCCCUUUUUUAUUAUCGUUUUAUUUUUCCUUUUUUUUUUUUUGUUCCCAGUCUUCUAGUCUUUUUUUAUUUUUUUUCCCUGGUUUCUGUUGCCCGUGGAGCCGGAGAUGUGAUUCGGUUGAGUAGGGACUACUUCCACUUUAGCCUGGUUGCAAUCCGGACGUUUUCUUUUAACAGAGGUGCCCAUUCCGUGCUUGGAAAUGCAGUUACUACUCUGUGAAUGACAUGUUGUAUAAAUCAAUGUUUGAAAAUAAUGAUAUUGAAACUUUUUAAGUUAAAAAUAAUAAAAAAAAAAGAUUUUGGUUGUCUGCCAUGGGUGGGUUAUCUCUUAGAAUCGCAUGCUGUAGAAUUGCUUAAAAGGUGCAUAUGGAACUAAGUCCUUUUGAUGUUUUACUUUAAGAAAAUAACCUGUUGGAUAUAUCAAUACAAUGGUAUUUAUAUUUUUCUUUCUACCUUUUUUUUUUCCUUUUUGAUUUUGGCUACUCUGUGCAUACAGGAUUCAACUGAAAUGUCAAAGCUAUGCACUCGAGAAGCAAAACCCUGCAACAUUAAAGGUUACUCGGUCCACAUUUGGGAGGAAUUCACAAAUUUUAGAAGUAACGUUAAAAUGCUUAAAUUGUACACGCGCGCAUACAUUCAUCCGCCUCAACAUAUAAGCCGUUCAAAUGGAACAAAUAAAUUUUCAUUCCUUCUGUAGCAAACAAAAUUCCAUUUACAGAAACAUUUUAUAACAGGUUUUUCUUUUUUUCUUCUUCUUUACUAGAGAAAGUUUUUAAAAAAUGAAUAAAUCUUGCAGCAUCUGAAUGGCAGAAUUUUUCUGUUGUUCCCUUGUAAACAAAUACGCUCUUUCUUUUUAAGCAGUAGUAACUUUUUUCUUCUUUUUUCCCCCCAUUUUGUUAUUUCUCUGCAACAUUCUGUACAAAGAAAAUGUGCUGUAAUUGUGCGUUAGGCCUGGAGUUGGCAAAAAAAAUAAAAAAUAUUAAAAAUUAAUUAAAUUCCUUUUUUCCUUUUCUCUUUCUCCAUCGAAUAACUGUAGAGCUCUGCAACCCCCCCUCCCCCUCCCCUCACCCCCUGCCUCCACUGUUCCCUUUUCACCUUUUGUAUUUAAUUUUAAAAGUCAGUCAGUGUACAACCGAAAGCUGGAUGCAAGAUAGAAACUAUAUUAAAAUGUACUGUUAUUUAAGAUGUAAUAAAAAGCAGUUUGAGAUGACCUACUGUGUUGAGUGUGAUUCACUUAGAGCGAUUCCCACUGAAGCUAGAAUGUUGCAGACUGUUUGGUUUCCUUGUAAUUAUGUUUAAGUCAAAUAAACAAUUUCUUAUCCACUGUU
This is a messenger RNA of Austrofundulus limnaeus, 3764 nucleotides long. RefSeq names its product guanine nucleotide-binding protein G(I)/G(S)/G(T) subunit beta-1. Gene Ontology annotation, biological process: signal transduction. Gene Ontology annotation, molecular function: protein binding. Lineage: Eukaryota; Metazoa; Chordata; Actinopteri; Cyprinodontiformes; Rivulidae. The record is from RefSeq and is a predicted model, not a curated record.